GGGCUAAAAGGAGCACAUUUACUUUGGGCCAAACUGCUAUUAAUAACAGCAAACACCGCACCAUGUCACCACUUCUCCUCUACACUCUGCUGCUUUUCAACAGGGUGUCUUAUUCCAAGGCAGGAAACUGUGAAGUGUGCGUGGGGUUUCUUCAUAGACUAUAUGGAAGCGUGACGUCUAAUCACAAAGAGCUGACUCCAGCUCUGGUGGAGAAAGAACUCUUCCGGGCUUGCUCUGCCGCUCAGGGGAAGGAGGCAAGGCUGUGUUACUACCUCGGCGCCAUUGAUGACGCAGCCACCCGCGUCACAGCAUCCGUGUCUCAGCCGCUAGCCUCCCAUGUUCCUGUGGAGAAGAUAUGCCAGCGCCUCAGCAGCAGAGACACGCAGAUAUGUCAACUUAAACACGAGCCAGAGUUGAGGGACCUGAGCAGCGAAGAUCUGAAAAAGAUGCGAGUGCUGGAGUUGAGGAAUAUUUUAGCCUCAUGGGGAGAGGAGUGCAGAGGGUGCCUGGAGAAACAUGAGUUUGUCAGCCUCAUUCUGGAGAAGGCCCUGCUUCACACUCAUAAAGGAGACCUGUGAAUGACUGUACAUGUCUCAAGCACAAUCCAAACCUAAGAAAAACAGCUUUAUUUUUAAUUCAUAGAGAAGACAAUAGAUCUAUAAGAUAAAUACCAAACGAGAGAAAAUCUGUACAACAGAAUUAAAAGGUUCAGACUGAGAUGUGAUAAAUUCCUCACAGAACUGGGGUGGAACGCUUCACUAUGUCUCCAAGUCCAACAAAUUCCACAUCACAUGGGAUGAGUUACAGAGUUCUUUGUGUGCUGCUUAGUUUUUGCUCUUUGCUUUCUUUUUUUUGUUUGUGGCGGAGCUGGUGACGGGCGGAGCCGGGUUGACUGGUGGAGCACCCAGCUUCUUGGUUUUGGCCUUUUUUACUUUCUCCUUAAUGGCAUCGAUGUCUAGCUUGCUUUCCUCGGGUGCUGAAACGGGAGAGGUGAAAACAUCUUAGCCACACACCGUCAACCUGCAUUUUUUUUUUUUGCAGCUGUUGCAAUUUUAAGACAUUACUACCUUUAGUUUUCUUCACUAUGGGUUUCUCCUUAGGAGGAAUAAAAGCUUUUUUCCUCUGCUCCUGCUUCUUGGUCAGGGCUUGAGCUUGCUUCACCUAAAAAAAAAAAAAAAAAAAA
Molecule: messenger RNA, 1183 nt
Organism: Syngnathus acus (greater pipefish)
Lineage: Eukaryota; Metazoa; Chordata; Actinopteri; Syngnathiformes; Syngnathidae
Gene: cdnf
Product: cerebral dopamine neurotrophic factor
Exons: 4
Coding region: 63-578 (171 amino acids)
Biological process (GO): neuron projection development; dopaminergic neuron differentiation
Cellular component (GO): endoplasmic reticulum
Source: RefSeq, a predicted model, not a curated record